This is a messenger RNA of Truncatella angustata, 2936 nucleotides long. RefSeq lists its product as uncharacterized. Gene Ontology annotation, cellular component: nucleus. Gene Ontology annotation, molecular function: DNA-binding transcription factor activity, RNA polymerase II-specific; zinc ion binding; sequence-specific DNA binding. The transcript is spliced from 8 exons. Lineage: Eukaryota; Fungi; Ascomycota; Sordariomycetes; Amphisphaeriales; Sporocadaceae. Gene Ontology annotation, biological process: DNA-templated transcription; positive regulation of transcription by RNA polymerase II. Bases 411 to 2837 code for a protein of 808 amino acids. The record is from RefSeq and is a predicted model, not a curated record.
GUUUUCUCAUACGAGGAAAAUGCACCAGUGAACCAGUUGGGAUUGCAGUUUGACCCUCUUACAUAUCAGGCUUGUGGCUAGUCAAGUGCCUCCCCCGUGAUGGCUGCUUUCUUAUCCCCGCGUUCUGCUUGCAUGUUGGCACUUGGCCUGAAUCAAGCAAGCUGUUAAUAUUAGUUUGGGAGGGGGUUAGGCUCAAUACUGAUACAGCUGUUCGUUCAUGCGUACAGUAUGUAGAUAAACAUGAUCCACGGAUAUUCAACCCCGCCUAAACGAGAAAUGCUAUGCGUUUUCUUAUCAUGCCAAUAUAAGCACUAAUACCCACCAGCAGAAGUUGUCAAUUGAGAUGGGCUACAAGCACUCAAUCAUCAUCAUCAUCAUCUAGUUGAGGGAGAAUUGCUCGACACUAUUCCAUGGAGAAGAGGACAACACAAGCGGAACAACAACAACAACAACAACAACAACAACAACAACAACAACAACAACGGAAGACUAGGCGUACUGCAAAUGCUUGUGCCGCAUGCCGUUCAAGUAAGAUCAAAUGUUCUGGAGAUUGUCCAUGUCAGAAUUGUCAGAGACGCUCUAUCCGAUGCCAUUUCAGUGAUGGGGGGACUAGGGUCACUGUAUCAGAGAGGUAUCUGCAAGAUUUACAGAAGCAGGUAGAAGAACAGCAACAACGGCCUGCAACUGUCGGCUCCCAACACUCUAACUCGCCAGGCGCCUCUCACCCUUCGGCAGUCCAGAGUGUUUCACAGCUUUAUAACGCAUCGCCAACAUCGCCGGCGUUGAACCGCGAUAGGCAACCGCCCGCCAACUUUCCACAAUUUGAGACUUCGUUCGGCAGCAUCUUCAGUCAGAGUAGCAUGAGAACAUCUAUUAGCCAGGCCAAUAGUGCUAAGGUUAGGUCUAGCGCGGCCACUGGGCUCGUUUCCCCUGAGUCUAACAUUGGCCUCCCUGCCCGACAGCAGAGUGUAUCAGGCCUGGUAACAUCGCCUAUCCAGCCUUGUGAUGGCACACAACAUCAGCAUGACAUCUUAUCAUGCGCGUUCUCGGUACCUUCUAUGGUCAUCCAGGUUCCAAAGCCUUCUCAUAAACGCGGGUGGAUAUGGCUAGCUCCUUGGUCAACCUGGUCGUUCACACUCCGGCUAAUGGCUAUGCUGCGGGAAAAGCUUCACCCAGACGACCCUUCAGUACCCGCCGACUUGGUAAGCCCCAAUGUCUAUAGCUGGAACUGGAAGACGUCGGCCAACAGCGAUCUUCCUGAUAUUGGCGGUCUGCCCUCGGAAGCUCAUGCGAUUUACCUAUUUAAUGCUGUGAAAUUUCAUCUUGAUCAGACGUAUCGCCUUUUUGAUGACGAGUUUGAGGAUCAGAUACACCAGUUCUAUGCCAACCCUCUUCAAACUGCCGGAGAGAACCGCCUUUGGUUCGUCAAAUUCCUCUUGAUCCUGGCUUUUGGUACGGCGUUUCAUGCGCCACCCUUGAAUGGCAGUUCCGAACCUCCGGGUGCCAAUCUUUUCAAGCGCGCAAUGACCUUAAUCCCCGACACGAGCUCUCUGUACAAGGACAGUAUAAUAGCUAUCGAAGUGCUAGCCUUGGCUGCUAUGUACCUCUACUCGGCGGACGAGAGAGAAGCAGCAUAUAUUCAACUUGGUCAAGCACUACGCAUCGCCCAACUUGAUGGUAUGCACACGCAGUUGCCGGAGCUAGAUGUUGGUGCUGAGACUGCCUCCUCUUGCCGCGAUCUUUGGUGGACUUUAUACAUAAUGGAUAGGCAUUUCUCUCAAUCUGUCGGGUUACCCAUGUCGGUACAAGAUAGCGACAUCACAACGCCAGUAAACCCUCCAAACCUCGGCUCUCAGAUAGACAGCGCCCGCAGUUUACAGGUAAAUUUGUCCCAUUUACUGUCUGUAAUUCUCAAAACUCUGUAUAGGCCUGAGGUUAUACCAUUAGGUACAUUCCUCGACCAGACGAGGUCGAUAUUGCAUACUCUGGCAUAUCACGCGAGUGAUAUUGAACGGAUUGUUGGAUUUAAAUUUCAGAUGUCUGUUGGAACAAUGCACCGAAGAAUACGUCAUGUGAUCCUGCUUUAUCAUCAGUGUGUUGUAGUUGCCACCAGACCCUUACUUUUGUCUGUCUUGAAAGAAAGACUGAUUACGCUAGGUCGUCCGGAGGAUGACCACUGGGGGCACUUCCUUUCUCAGACAGGGUCAGUCAUUUCUACUGGAAUCAAAUCCGCUGUUAAGAUUCUGGAAGUAUUCACGAGCGAGUAUAGUCUCUUAGAAGCAUUUUUACCAUUCGAUAUCGAGUUCACCUUCGCCGCCGCCCUCCAUCUGACAAUGGCCAGCACUUUGUUUCCACAAGUGAUAAAUUAUGCCGAGUAUCAGCAAUCAUCUCACCUGAUUCUGGAUGACUUGAUGAUGAGAGGCAAUCGAAUUGCAUCUGCGAGACGUGCCGAAUUAGCGCAUCUGGAGCAGCUGUGCCAAGCGCUAACGGCUCAAAUACAACGACAGGGGCACCAGACGCUUCAUCUGCAAAGCCAAGACAUGAAUAUUUUGACAACAAUAGUAGCGGAACGAAGCACAUCAGGGGGUGUAGCCUUGCACAGAGGCCGUGCUGAAGAGAAUAACCUCGCGUCCAUUGCCCCCAAUGCUAGUGCUGACAGAAGCAGUUUUGGAAUGGCGUUAGAAUCGGGUUACCCACUGAGCGGUGAACAAAACGGCACAUCCAUUACUAUGGAUUUUCUGAGUGACAUUGGCAUUUCGUCCGAGGAGUUCAACAACAUUGUGCAGCAGAUCGGGGACCCUGAGACGCUUCCCGAAAGCAUGCUUACCUUGGGAUAACGCUUGUAUUGAUGUACUGUUACUAAUGUCACGAGUUGUUUGAUGUUCAUAGAACCUUGAUAACUAGUUUGACACAUUUGAAGGGCAUUAUGUACAGAU